Messenger RNA from Lolium rigidum, 2442 nucleotides. RefSeq names its product YTH domain-containing protein ECT4-like. Gene Ontology annotation, molecular function: mRNA binding. NCBI's taxonomy places the organism in Eukaryota, Viridiplantae, Streptophyta, Magnoliopsida, Poales, Poaceae. The transcript is spliced from 9 exons. Gene Ontology annotation, cellular component: cytoplasm. The record is from RefSeq and is a predicted model, not a curated record. Bases 140 to 2104 code for a protein of 654 amino acids. Gene Ontology annotation, biological process: mRNA destabilization.
CUCACCCUCCUCUAGGGUUUAUCCAUCGCCUCCGCACCCACCUUCUUCAUCUCCACCACCCCUCCCACACCCACCGCCGCCGCGCGGCCACCGCCGACCCCGUCCGCAAUCUUGGGCAUCGGUUUCCGAGCCGUCCGGGAUGGUGUACGGAUCUGCCACCGCCGCGAAUGCGCAGGGCGCGGAGCUCCACGCCGACAUGCAGAAGCUGUCCCUGGAGGGGAAGAAGGACGGCGCCGACGCCGCCAAGAAGCCAUACGGGUCAGGCAACGCCGGCAAUUCGCAGGCCGUGGAGCCGCACGUCGACAGGUCGAUAACGCCCCUGCUCCAGGAGGCCAUGGAUCCCAACUUCUUCUACCAGCCCAAUGGAUACCCCUCACCGGCCUACUACUACCCUAGCGGUUAUGAUGGCUCAACCAAUGAGUGGGACUCCAGGUAUGCUGGUCAUGAAGGAAUGGAGAUGCCCCAGCAGAAUGUGUAUGGUGACAUGUACCAUGGGUAUGGUUAUGCUCCAUAUGGCCCGUAUCCAUCCGGUUCUCCUGUCCCAUCUACCGGGCAUGACGGGCAGUCAUAUGCAACACAGCAUUACCAGUACCCUGGUCAAUACUAUCAGCAGCAGGCUCCCACCAAUGCGGUCCAUAGUGCUAAUGGCGCCAAUUCUCAAUCUGAGUUGCCUUCUGUUGCCGCUCACCAGGCGCGUGCUCCGGUAGCUUCAGCAAAACCAAAUAAUGGGACUGCUAGUGGGAUUGCAAAUGCCAACAGUUCGCUACCCCGCAAGCAAACUUACCAGAAUGUAUCGGUGACCAACAGUGGUUCGUAUGGAAGAGGGCCUUCACAUGGUGGACCUUCUGCUAGCAAUUUUGGUCACAGUGGUGUCCGUUCUCCAGGUCAGUGGUACGAGGUGCCAGUCUACUCUAGUGGGCAUCAGAGAUCAACUGCUAGCUCCACGUCUUAUGGUUCUAAUUCGUCUUCAGCGAAAAAUCAGAGUCACCGUCCAACAGCAAACCUCAUGGGUAUGCAUACACAGGUGCCUUCGUCUGGGAUGGGCCUGAGCUCUCAUAGUUAUCCUGCUAGUAGGAUGUACCCUGAUAGCAGAUUAUAUAGUCAGUACGGGAACACGCUGAAAUCUGGGCUUGGUUUUGGAUCUAAUGUCUAUAACUCGAGAAACAAUGGACAGUGGGGAGUCGUGGAUACCGUCAAAUACAAGCCUAGAGGCCGGGCACCUUUUGGGUUUGGCAGUGAGAAUCAAGAUGGCUUCACUGAGCUUAACAGAGGACCAAGAUCUGGUGGAUUCAGGCACCAAAAACCAUUUGGACCAACUGUCACUAUUGCUGUGAAGGGCCAGGCCCUCCCUUCAGCCGGGAAACAGGAGAAUAGUGUCCUUCCAGAUAAGAGCCAAUUCAACCAGGAAAAUUUUCCUACAACAUACAAGGAUGCAAAGUUCUUCGUUAUCAAAUCUUACAGCGAGGAUGAUGUGCACAAGAGUAUCAAAUAUAAUGUGUGGGCAAGCACUCCUAAUGGAAAUAAGAAGCUCGAUGCUGGAUACCGAGAAGCUCAGGAGAAACCCACUGAAUGCCCUGUGUUCUUAUUUUUCUCUGUAAAUACAAGUGGCCAAUUUGUUGGUAUUGCCGAAAUGGUUGGUCCUGUUGACUUUGACAAGACAGUGGAUUACUGGCAACAAGACAAGUGGAAUGGCUGCUUUUCAAUCAAGUGGCACAUCGUCAAGGAUAUCCCUAACAACAUUUUGAAGCAUAUUACAUUGGAAAACAAUGACAAUAAGCCUGUGACAAACAGCCGUGACACACAAGAGGUUAAGCUUGAGCAAGGUCUUCAAAUGCUCAAGAUUUUCAAGGAACAUGUCAGCAAGACCUCAAUUUUGGAUGAUUUUCCAUUUUACGAGAACAGACAAAAUUUGAUGCAGGAAAAGAGAGCAAAGCAGCAGCUGCUUCAAGGCCAGGGCGGUGAUGAGAAAGAGAAGAAUGCAGUUAAUGGGAAUCCCGCAGCACAAAACCAGACAUUGAGCAAGGAGAGUACCGCCCCUGUUGCUGGGGAAGAGCUGAACGCUUCCAAACCUGCAGCUGAAAGUGGCGCUGUGAACGGCAAUUAGCGCAUUAUAUUUCGUACGCCUAUUGCUGUAACAUGGGACCCAUCACGCAAAACUCUAUAGUGUCUGCAAAUCGAGUGCGUGGAUCGUACCUGGGAAACUAAAUUUAGGUCGUGUGACUGCCAGCGUUAGGUCACUUAUAUACCUUGCGACAUUUGGGUUCUUAUAUGACCCUUUUCUAUUUCCCUUUCGCAGUCUUGGUUUAGUAUUUUCAGCUAUUUGUUAUUGUUAGCUAAGCAUCAAAUUUUCGGUACAUCUGGACAACAUUAAGGUAGUAGUUUUUUUGAGUGUUGCGGUACUUGAGAAAGUAAUAAGAACAACGAACUCCUGGUUUUCUGGUC